UAAAGUAUCGCGAGAGUUCCUUCGGCACCGUGCUACCAACAUGGCAGGCAGCAAGUUGGUGCUAGAGGGAAGAGUAAGUAUAAAAGCCUUUAUUUUAGGAUUCAGCGUGGUUGUGAUUCCACUGAUCCGAACCUGGUUUGGACAUCUUGACUGGGUCUUUGAUUAUCUGACGGAAACGUCCGGGAAAAUAGCGAUUUGCAUCCACGUAGCGGUGAUCAACGGCCUCUUGCUAAUCGUUUACAGGGGACCUCUGUACAAGGUUGCUGUGAGAGCCGGUUUCUUGGGAGUUACCUUUGGCUGUGGCUUAAUCCUAAGCUUCUCUGAAGGCACGUGGACACAUUUUGGCUGGUACUUGUGCUCGCUCUCGUUCUUCCAUUACUCCGAGUACCUGGUGACGGCCAUCAUCAACCCUCGCAGCUUGUCGCUGGACUCGUUCCUGCUCAACCACAGCGUGGAGUACACGCUCGCUGCUGUCUCGUCAUGGCUGGAGUUUACUGUGGAGAAGCUGACAGUUCCAGAGCUGAAGCAGCUGAGCUGGUUGAGUGUCGUAGGGCUGCUCAUGGUGCUCUGUGGCGAAGGCCUGCGUAAGGCUGCCAUGUUAACUGCCGGCUCCAACUUCAACCACAUCGUCCAGAAUGAGAAGGCCCAGAGCCACGUGCUGGUCACUAGUGGGGUCUACUCCUACUUCAGACACCCCUCUUAUGUGGGCUGGUUCUACUGGAGCAUAGGAACACAGGUCAUGCUGUGUAACCCCGUGUGUAUAGUGGGCUACACGAUAGCCAGCUGGCGGUUCUUCCGCGAGCGGAUCGAGGAGGAGGAACUGUCCCUCAUCCAUUUCUUUGCCGAGGACUAUGUGGAGUAUAAGAGGAAGGUUCCCACUGGGCUGCCUUUCAUCUCUGGCAUCCGCGUCAACUAGUCCCAGCAGCUGGAUGUACCAGACUGACAGCGCUGAAGCAAGUCAGACCCGGUGGGUGUGUGACAUCUACAGCGACUGCCCUCCAGAGGGAAACCUGGAUCCGUCUGAGAGCCACAGCCUCUCAUCCGGACUGUGACCGCUGGGACGGCAGCAGGCAGCUGGACUGCUGUGUUUCUACUGGCCUCUGAAAUCCAGUUAAAGACCAGACAACCUUCACCUUUACUCCAUGUAUUCCAGUCACACUCCUCCUGUUUCAGUUGUUUGUUUACAUGCAGCCACCGUGAUUAGUGUUUUGUUGGCCAUCUGUUACGUUGAAUGUGCUCCAACCGUUCAUUAUCGGCUCACACUGAAAUUGUCGUUCCCUGAACCUUUAAGGCAAGAGCCUUUGUCACUGGUUUAUCAGCCGUAGCUUCAGACUUUAUUUAUGUCCCAACAGAUUUCCUUUACAUUUGAUAUAUGCUGAUAAUGAUCCAAUAAAUGCGUAGCUAGAUGACAGCUGCGUAGUAUUUACUGAGUUCAAAUUUUGGAAAUUCUGUUUCAAAAUAUUGUUAAGGUUUAAGUUCAUCUGCACUGCAAGAUCCUCUGAUUCUUUAUCACACUGCAGAUACUAGGAACUCCACCACCACGUGUGUCUGGACACGGUAUAUUAUGGCAGCGCCAUUAUGUGGUUGACUGAGGCAACAAUGGUGUGAAAUGAUUCAAACACAAGCUGCAGAGCUUGCUUAAAGAGAAGACCUCAUUUUAUACUCAAACAACGCUUCCCUUUCAGAUGAUUAGUUUGUGGUUGUCUUGUUUGCUUUAGAUGAACAUCUGGAAUAAUUCCACUGGAUCCACAAGGGCUGUGGACUUUGACUCCUGUGAUUGAAAGUGUGAGAUCUUCAUGGUUGGAAGGCAGAAAAAUGUCCUCACUGCUCGAAUAGAAUUCUGCUUAAGUUGUGAUUUGUUUGUAACGUAAUUAUAGAAACUUCUCAUCUUUCCAUCAUUUACACUCAAUUAUCCAGCACUUUAAAACAAAGACCCAGAUUCUAAACCGUGUAGCCGCUGUUCUCCAUGACAUGUCGUCAUGAGCACUAAAUGAUUCAACUCUAUUAACUGAGUUUAGAUGGUGAGUGCAGGCGUCACUUUCUGAGUUGAACCUUUUUGUCUCCCCCUCAUUUAUUAUCAUUAUGAUUUUUGCUCAAUUUUAUUGUUUGUUCUGUUACUUUGUGUUGGAAACCAAACCAAUGACUGAGCUCUUCUGUCGGUGCAGGUGUUGGUCUCUUCAAUCUGUCCAGUGGCCUUGUGUCCUUUCACGCCCCAAACGCUGGACCGGGGUCUGCUUCAGACGAAGAUUAUUCUGGAUCGCCUUGAAAAGAAAAGAUGCAAAGCUAUGUGGGAUGUGCUGAUGUUUGGAUGAUGUGUUAAUGAUUGAACCUUUUUCUCAGUAACUGAUCGACUUGUUUGGACAGUUGAUAAAUUGACCAGAUGGACGGUCAUCUUGGUGACAUCAGACAUCUCGUCCUCAUUUAUCCUGGAGGUUCUCAGUUUCACACACUAUGCAGCCUUAACACAACUCAACCCAAGUAACCAGUUUUGUCCAGCAUGACCCCCUUUAGGGUGGAUGCUUUGAUCAUUUGAUAACAGCACGUAGCAAAUGUUCACAUCGGGUUUCUGGCCUUAAUCCACAAAUGUAAUCUCUCCAACAGCCAGUGUUUCCUUUAGUCCACCAGGUGUGAUCACACCAGAGUGUGCUCAUCUGAGCACUGUCAGGCUGUAGCAUGAUGAGUCUGUCACUCAUCCCAACUCUCAGGACAAAAAUGGUUCGGUGGCAUGUUUUAGUUUGCACUCAUGGGCGUCUCAUGGUCCACAGGCCUGACACUCGGCUCCCAUGUGGUCGUUGGUUCAUCGUUGACCCUCAAGCUUCAAUUAUUGAAGUCCAGCAGCAGCAGCAGACGUGUUUAGGAUCCUUUCUGUUAUUCGCGUUCAUGCAGGGUCAUUUUCAUUGGAUGCUCGCUGUAACCAGUCAACAUAGAAAAGGUCCUUUCUGAUUCUCAUUAAUGGAAACCGAAUCUAUGCUCCACGUUCUUUAUGCUGUUGCAUGUAUGAAAAUGCAAAAGCAUCACAUCAUAUACAGUCAAAGAGAUGUGAUAACCUUAACGAAGUGCUCGUACUGUUGGAACACUGUGCUGCAAAGAGACGAGUCUCUUGUCACAGAUGGAAGUGAUUUGCAGUUUCCUCAUCGCCUCCGUUAGCAAUAAGCAGAGUCUGAGCCUCUGAAACCAUCACACAUCUGCACCCUUUGGGUUAAUGUAAAUAUGAGCUCAGUCCUUAGAGAGCGGUCCAGUUCUCAGUCGUGCCCAGAUGGUUCAUGGUUUUAUUAUUUACUGUCCACCCGAGCUUGGGCUCAGGUUUUUAAGUUCACCUGUGACAUUGAAUGUUGACGGGUUCUUUGUGGAAGUGACUGGACUCAUUUUACAUGGGAGUGAUGGAGGGUUGUUCUUUCAUUGUUCCUCACAUUAAUACAGUGUGUGUUUGCUAGACACAACCAAGAGCCACAUAAAAGCUAUAUCACUUAUACAGUAUAUUACAUAUUCUACUAGUCAGAAAUUUAUUAUUUAAACUCCGACAAAAUAAAGAAUUAUGUUGUAAACGGACA
Messenger RNA from Betta splendens (Siamese fighting fish), 3551 nucleotides. RefSeq names its product isoprenylcysteine carboxyl methyltransferase (gene icmt). Gene Ontology annotation, molecular function: protein C-terminal S-isoprenylcysteine carboxyl O-methyltransferase activity. Gene Ontology annotation, biological process: C-terminal protein methylation. Gene Ontology annotation, cellular component: membrane; endoplasmic reticulum. The record is from RefSeq and is a predicted model, not a curated record. The coding region runs from base 41 to 916 and encodes 291 amino acids. The transcript has 5 exons. Lineage: Eukaryota; Metazoa; Chordata; Actinopteri; Anabantiformes; Osphronemidae.